AUGCCCACGGAGGUGACAGAUGAAGGAAUUGAUAUAGAAGAGGGCGAGGAAGACGAGGAUGAAGACGGAAAUGCGGACGACGACGAGGAUGAUGAGGACGACUUUGACGACGAGUUCACCUCUGAAGCUCAGGCUCCUUCUGCCCUCGUUUUCACUGCACCUCCUGGACAGCGUGGCCCCACUACACAAGACCUUGUCCAGCUGCGUGAGGCAACCCUUCUCUUCAAUUCGAACACAUUCAAACUCUCCCUCGAUGCUUUCCUGCCCACACUCCGCCCGUCUGAAUCUAGGAAACCCGCUCUCACUGCAUUCCUUCACAAGCUGCGCACGCACCUCCUCAGCAUCCCCUCGAUUCGUCCGACUCACCCACUUCAAGCUCAACGGCUUCCAGAGCUUAACGGGGUAAAAGUACCUUACCCUUUCCCUCGGCCGGCGCAGGAGGUGAACUGGAAAGUCCUCUUCCUCCCUCCGGUCGAAGUCCAGGUAAUCGGCUCCUGGGCGACCAAUACCUCCCUCUCCAUUCCCGCCCGUGGGAAUAAGAGCAAGCACGGGUGGGCGAUCGAUCUAGGCAUCGUUAUGCCACCUGAGAUGUGGGAGAAGAAGGACUACCUGAACGGUCGAGCGUGGGCUAAGCGCGCAUUCUAUGCUGCUGUUGUGGCAGCGUCCAUAUCAGCAGGGGGAUUGGACGUACAGGCUCAAUUUGAGGCCCCUGGAGGUGACGAGAGGCUUGUCAGGGUGGUUUUAAAGGCCACUCAUGGUCCGGAUGCUCCCCUUUCUUCACACUUCGCCAUUCACAUCCACCUUCUUUUCCCUUCCGGCUCAGCCUUCCCCUUCUCCAUUCCGCACCUGUCUCCCUCUCGAAGCUGCUUCCACAUGCAAGCUUCCGCCUUUUCCCUCCCAACCCCGCUGUACAACUCCCUUCUCGUCUCCCUCUCCUUGCCAUUGCCUUUACUGGUGACAAUUCACCAAUUCACACAAGACAUCCCCGCCUACCGAGACGCACUCGCCCUUUUGCGGGCGUGGGUCAGCAGAAGAGGGUUCGACCGUUCCUCCCGCACGGGAGAGCGUAGCGUGCUUGGCUUUGAAGGCCGCGGCGCAUGGUGGGCGCUUCUGCUCGGCGGAUGUGUACAAGGCUGGGAAGAACCGGAGAAGCGUUCCUUGGGGGUGACCGCGAAGGCACGCCUUGCACGGGGGAUGAGCAGCUACCAGCUGUUCCGCGGUGUUCUCGACUUCCUCCAGUCAUGGGAUCCCGCCAGGCCCGUGUUCAUGAAGUCUCGUACCACUUCCAAUUCGAAUAAGUCCAACUUCACCGUGGACGAAUGGACACAACACCAUCAAUGUGUAUUCGUUGACCCCAGCGGGAGCUGCAAUCUCCUGUCUGGGGUACCACGAUCCUCGCUCCUCUUACUGUCGCACGAAGCAUCUUUGGCGAUGCGUGUGCUGGAUGGAGAGGCCGAGGAUGCCUUCGGCGCUCUCUUAUUACGGGAUCUAGGUCUCCCGCUCACGAGAUUCGACGCUGUCCUUCGGGUGGACAUCUCUGGCGCUUUGCCAAUCACCGACCUGCGUCCAGCCCAGCUUGAUAAUGCUUCGCCAGCCAAUGCCUUGGUGCACUCCAUCUUGGCAGUGGUGGAGCGCGGGCUCUCGACCCGCGCAAAGUGCGUCACCAUUCUUCAGUCUCCCCUUCCCUCCUGGGACCCUACCACGGACCGUCCCAUCCCUAACUCGUCAAUUGACAUUGGGAUCCUUUUCAACCCCGGUCAGUUUGCGCGGCUCAUAGAUCAUGGUCCUCUCGCAGACGAUACGGCGGGUGCAGCCACUUGGCGCGAGUUCUGGGGUGAUAAGUCUGAAUUGCGCCGAUUCAAGGAUGGGAGUAUCCAGGAGUCUGUCGUCUGGGACGCGUCGUCGCACGAGGACCGUUCAAACAUCUCUUCUCGACUGGUUGUGUACAUCCUUGGACGACACUUCAGGAUUCCUGAGAGUGCCAUCACGCUCUUCCAGCCGAUGCUAGAUGAAUUCAUCCAGCUUCCAGGGAGUGCUGUGCAAGCGAUCACCGGGGAGGUACCGAGCGCGAUUGGGUUCAGCACGGUGUUGCAGUCGUAUGACCAGCUCGUAAAGGAGCUUAAGGCAAUCGAAGGAUUCCCGCUUUCUUUGCUCAACGCGACUGCCGCCACGGAAGGUUUGCGAUACACGAGCGCCUUUCCACCUCUGAAGGUCGAUGCUUCUCGUGUGGCGUCGCUCCCUGACUGCCUGCGGCAUAUACCUGCGCACGAAAUCAUUCUGGAAUUCGAAGCAUCCACAAGGUGGCCGGAUGAUCUCGUCGCUGACCAGAAGAUCAAGCUUGCCUUCUUCGAAGAAAUCGCCACCAAACUCAAAGCGCGCAUCCCUGACAGUGUCGUCCACAUCGUCCUGGAUCCUCCACCUGCCCUCCCGAUUGAGGAUAACUGCAUUCUUGAAGUCAUUAUGCCGAACGGUAUCGCGUUCCAUGCCAGGAUUUAUCAUAAUCGCGAGCGAACCCUGCUUGAACGGGUCGUUGGUGACCGUGCAGCGACCGACAAAGAGCGCAGACAGGCUGCAAGUGUGCUGCAGCGAUUCAAUGAGCGCUUCAUCGAUAAACCGAGACAUCAUAGCGCUAUUGCGACUUUACACCACAAGUAUGCUGUGUUCUCCCAAACUGUCAGGCUCACGAAGCGCUGGCUGGCUGCGCAUCUCUUGCUCCCCCAUGUGCCAGUUGAGCUGAUCGAGCUGCUUUGCGCGCAUUUAUUCCUAUGCCCCGGGCCGUUUUCCCCUCCUACAUGCUUAUUGAAUGGUUUCCUGAGGGUUCUUCACAUCCUCAGCACCUGGAAAUGGGUACAAGAACCGCUCAUGGUGCCACUGUACUCAUCGAAGGACGCCGAACAGGGUGCCCGCGUGGGUUUUCCGAAGGAAAAGCGCGAUGCUGUUUCGGAAGCAUUCAGCGUAUGUCGCUCCGCCGAUCCAAGCAUAUCCACUCGCGCAUGGUUUAUUGCCACGGAAGAGGACCUGAACGGUAUGGCAUGGGGGCACAACGCACCUACUGCGCUAAUAUGCCGGCGGAUCACACAACUGGCUAAAACGUAUCAUGAUUAUGCUGAAGCCUCUUUCGAAAAGGACAAUCUGCAAAUGAGGACACUUUUCAAUCCUCCUUAUGACGAAUACGAUUUCACCCUCACUCUGGACCCCGGCGUGUUGCCAAACUUAUAUCAAGGACUGAAAGCAGACGAAAGUGUGUGGUUGGGCCGUAUGAAAUUCCGGAAUUUGCCGAACCAAGAGCCCCCUAUUUAUGGCUCUAUCUUGAAAGCCGAUUUCGAUCCGGCAUUGCGAUUCUUCCGAGAUCUUCAGAGAAUCUACGGUGAUGUCUGCGUCUUGUUCUACGAUCCCCUGGGCGGCGAAAAGAUUGCUGGAAUUUGGAAUCCUGCGGUUUUGAAGCCGACACCAUUCAAGGUUCUACUUGGCUUUUCGAGCAUGCCUGAGGCUCAUAGUGAGGAUGAUGGUGAAGCGAACGGACCUACCAAUGGAGCCAAGAAGUCAAAGGCUACGGUCUCAUUGAAUAAGGAUGCCAUCCUCAACGAAAUGGCUGCUUUAGGCAGCGGUCUCGUCAAAAGUGUGACGACCAGGUAACACUAUAUGCAGUUCCUCCAUGAUUGAUUACAUAUUCUCCUAUAUAGC
Molecule: messenger RNA, 3684 nt
Organism: Dacryopinax primogenitus
Lineage: Eukaryota; Fungi; Basidiomycota; Dacrymycetes; Dacrymycetales; Dacrymycetaceae
Product: Nrap protein
Exons: 4
Coding region: 1-3636 (1211 amino acids)
Biological process (GO): tRNA export from nucleus; rRNA processing
Cellular component (GO): UTP-C complex; small-subunit processome; CURI complex
Source: RefSeq, a predicted model, not a curated record